Molecule: messenger RNA, 4264 nt
Organism: Sceloporus undulatus (fence lizard)
Lineage: Eukaryota; Metazoa; Chordata; Lepidosauria; Squamata; Phrynosomatidae
Gene: RBM15
Product: RNA binding motif protein 15
Exons: 2
Coding region: 58-2898 (946 amino acids)
Biological process (GO): regulation of alternative mRNA splicing, via spliceosome
Cellular component (GO): nucleus
Molecular function (GO): mRNA binding
Source: RefSeq, a predicted model, not a curated record
UCCAAGAUGGCGGACUGUGCGUGAGGCGCGAUCCUCGGCGCGCGGUUCCCUCUUGCCAUGAAGGGCAAGGAGCGGUCCCCGGCCAAGGCCAAGCGCUCCCGGGGCGGAGGAGGCGGCGGAGGCGGAGAGGACUCUUCCUCGGUGAGAGGCGAGCGGAGCACCAAGAAGCCUAGCAACGGCGGCGGGAAAAGUAGCAGCGGCGGCGGCGGCGAGGGAGGUAGCAGUAGCAGCAGCCGUCGGAGCCUCCACUUGGAGAAGGCGAGCCGGGCCAGCAGCCGGGAGUAUGAGGCGGCAGUGGGGGCGGGUGGCGGCGGAGGGAGCAGCCGUCACGGCUAUGGCAACAGCAGCAGCAAGAACGCGGAGUCCUCCUCCUCGCGCGGAAGCAGCAGCCGCGGAGGCGGAGGAGGCGACUCCCGCGCGCCCCCCUCGGACUCCGCCAGCAGCGAGUACAAGACCCUGAAGAUCAGCGAGCUGGGCUCCGCUCUGAGCGACGAGGCCAUCGAGGACGGGCUCUUCCACGAGUUCAAGCGCUUCGGAGACGUCAGUGUCAAGAUCAGCCGCCUCCCGCCCGGAACAGGCGCCGUCGACGAGCGGGUGGCCUUCGUCAACUUCCGGCGGCCCGAGGACGCCCGCGCCGCCAAGCACGCCCGGGGGCGCCUGGUCCUCUACGACCGGCCACUCAAGAUCGAGGCCGUCUAUGUCGGAGGAGGAGGAGGAGGGAGUGGGCGCCGCCGCAGCAGCCGUUCUCCGGCCAUUUUGGACAAGGACUCCCCCUAUGGAGCCACGGCGGUUGGGGUCGCGAGCGCUGCCCCCGCUGCCCUCAGGCACCCCCCGACGGGGGCGACACAGAGGGCCCUCUCGCCAGCCGGGGGAGGAGCGAGCCUCGGAUACAGAGACUUCCGGCUGCAGCAGCUGGCCCUGGGCCGCCUGCCGCCCCCGCCUCUCCCUCGGGAGCUGGAGAGGGAGCGGGACUACGGGGGCUUCUACGACCGGGUCAGGCCCGCCUACAGCCUGGACCGUGUGGCCGGGGUGGCGGCAGCGGCGGCCUUCCGUGGGGUCGGUGGCACCGGCGCGGCCAGCGAGGAAGAGAUAAGCCCAGAGGAUGACCAGAGAGCCAACCGCACACUCUUUUUGGGCAACCUGGAUAUAUCGGUGACAGAGUCAGACCUCCGGCGGGCUUUUGACCGCUUUGGGGUCAUCACUGAGGUGGACAUCAAGAGGCCCACCCGAGGUCAGACUAGCACCUAUGGGUUUCUCAAGUUUGAGAACUUGGAUAUGGCACACAGGGCUAAGCUGGCCAUGUCCGGUAAAGUGCUGCUGCGUAACCCUAUCAAAAUUGGCUACGGUAAGGCCACCCCUACCACGCGGCUUUGGGUCGGCGGCCUGGGGCCUUGGGUGCCGCUGGCUGCCCUCGCCAGGGAGUUUGACCGUUUUGGCACUAUCCGUACUAUUGACUAUCGUAAAGGCGAUUCUUGGGCCUACAUCCAGUAUGAAAGCUUGGAUGCUGCACAAGCAGCUUGUACUCACAUGCGUGGCUUUCCUUUGGGGGGACCAGAUCGCCGUUUGAGGGUGGACUUUGCUGACACUGAGCAUCGCUAUCAGCAACCCUAUUUGCAGCCUUUGCCACUUCCACCCCCAGGCCAUUACGAGCUUGUAGCAGAAACAUCUGCUUUUGGGGCCCAUCGUGGAGCCCCUCCAGAUCCACUCCGAGGUGCCCGGGACAGGACUCCACCACUUCUAUAUGAUCGUGACAGAGAUUUAUAUCCUGAAACAGAGUGGGUUCCUCCCCCACCCCCAGUUCGAGAUAGGGGCAACAGAGCAACUGUUUAUGAUCCACUUGAAAGCCUGGAGCGCCGGCGAGAUGGUUGGUCUCUAGAAAGAACUCGUGGGGAAAGGGAGUUAGGCAGCAGCAAUAGGGACCCACCCAGAAAGCGAAGGCUAGUGGAAGAUGGGCGGCAUUUGGACCGUUCACCAGACAGUGAACGCUCAUCUUCAUCCCGCAAACGGCACUGUCCUGCUGCAGCUUCUCCACAAGACCGUAGUCCUGAACCAGGUAUAGGCAGAGACCGCUAUGGUAGUGAUACAGAACGGCCAUCUUCCCGUUUGCUUCUGUUGGAUCGUCAUUCCCCCAUCAGGGAGUCACGUAGAGGUAGUUUGGAGAGAGGUCAGAGUGAAAAGCGUGACCACAAGAGUUCAGUAGAAAGGGAAAGAAAACAUCGCACCCUCACGGUAGCUGCUGCCCAAGAGUGCAAGAGCCCAGCUAAAAAAGAUGAACAUGCUUCUGAAGGGAGCAGUGGUGGAGGAUCUCGCUUGAAGCCUCCCCCUCAAAAGCAGCAACAGCAGGAUGGAACCUCAAAGUCUGGGUCGACCCCCAAACUGUGCCUGGCCUGGCAAGGAAUGCUUCUAUUGAAGAACAGCAACUUCCCAUCUAACAUGCACCUACUUCAAGGAGAUCUGAACGUGGCCAGCAGUCUUCUGGUGGAAGGAGCAACUGGUGGCAAAGUGGCCCAGCUAAAGAUCACUCAGCGUCUCCGUUUGGACCAGCCUAAGUUGGAUGAAGUUACUCGUCGCAUCAAAGUGGCAGGGCCUAAUGGAUACGCUAUUCUUCUGGCUGUGCCUGGAACCACAGACAACCGUGCCUCAUCUGGGGCUGGUGAAGCUAACACCACCUCUACACAGCGUCCCCUCAGAAACCUGGUGUCCUAUCUUAAACAAAAACAGGCAGCUGGAGUCAUAAGCCUUCCAGUAGGAGGCAACAAAGACAAAGAAAACAGCGGGGUCUUGCAUGCUUUCCCACCCUGUGAUUUUUCUCAGCAGUUCCUGGAUGCUACAGCCAAGGCCCUGGCUAAAUCAGAUGAUGAUUAUUUGGUCAUGAUCAUUGUCCGUGGUGCAUCUUAAAGCCCUAAUGCUUUUUUGUGUUCUGUCCUGCUGCUUCACACAGCCUCCCUUGUUUCAGUGUCUGCCAGGUGCUAUGCGAUAAGCCUUAGCCAGUCCCCAAAGUAUAAUUUUUAAUUAGAGCCAUAGCUAAUGUCAUUUCCCCAUAAUUUUCUUUAAAUUCUUUAGAAGGCAGACAUAUUAUCUGUUGAAUAGUAUGGCUAGACUACCUUUGGCUAUCUUGCUGAUGAGCAAGUAGCAAUAAGGAAAGGUCUGCUUUAACUAAAAUAUGAAACCCAAAAACAAGUCUGACUCCCUCUUUUUUUAGCUUUUAACUUUUUGUCCUUUUUCAUUUCAUAACUUUAAAGUAGUUAUAAAAAUCUCCUCCAUACACUUUCACAUCUAAAUUGACUGAUUUAAAGCAUUAAUGUCAUGGCUUAUGUAGACAUCACCGUAAGAAGAUAAGCAAAUGCUCAUUCUGAGCCCUGUGAGCAUUCAAUGAAGGCCUUGAGUCUGUAACCUUGAAAUCAAAAUCAUCCCUGUGUCAAGAAUCUGAAAUUUAAGUUUGAGUUGAAUUGACUCACAGUUGACUUCCCUGAGGCAGCUGACACUUUAGCCUUUGUGGUUACACUAUAGACUUCUUUUGCUGGGUGGUAGUUUUUGUCAAGUUCCCAGAAAUGCAUGCCCAUGAGGAAUGUUUCUAAGAGGUUGAUUCUUUUCCUUUUACCCUUUUAUUCAUUUGAGGUUGCAGUAUAACACAUGAUUAAAAAAAAAACAGAGAGCUUUGUUACAAUCUGUGAACAUCUUGCACUUCAGUAUGCAAGAAGUAGGCACUUUUCACAGAGCUGACCAUUUGCAUUUUUGUUACUUUCCAUUGCUAAAUAUGUUGGUCACGGUGAAUUCCAAAAUGUAACUUGGAAUUUUUUUUCAGAGAUGGCACUUAAGUUCUGCCACACAGCUGUUUCAAUAUCAGUUUAUUCCCCUGACAAUGAAAAGGAAUGCUACCUGCUAGAUAUUUUCAGCAAGGCUAUUGAACUGCCGAAGAUGACAAGGGAUUCCAAGCUCUUAUGGACCUUUGCGAAGAAAACCUGUGGUUUAUGUGGAAUAUACAUGGGCCUCAUGGAAGAAAGCUUAUCUGUUUAGUAUUUGUGCAUUUUACUAAAAUGGCAGCUUUAAAAAGUUGUGUAUCUGCUAUUGUGAUGCCAAUGCCCGUGUUUUUAAGUGGAAAAUUGACCUCUUUGCUUUGUGCUGUGUACACAAGAUUUCUGCAAAAGUAAAGGAAAAAACCUUUUUAUGGCUCACACAGCUUAAAAUGGCUGUCACUCAAAACAUGCGCUCACAGUUGAGCUGAUUUUGUUUCAUUCUAAAUAAAUUGUUUCUUUUGAGGAAA